Molecule: messenger RNA, 1689 nt
Organism: Chaetomium fimeti
Lineage: Eukaryota; Fungi; Ascomycota; Sordariomycetes; Sordariales; Chaetomiaceae
Product: FAD dependent oxidoreductase-domain-containing protein
Exons: 3
Coding region: 1-1689 (562 amino acids)
Cellular component (GO): cytoplasm
Molecular function (GO): oxidoreductase activity; 2 iron, 2 sulfur cluster binding
Source: RefSeq, a predicted model, not a curated record
AUGUCCACCACUGCUGCCAGCCCACCCCCCGCAACCCCCGACCCCGAGCAUUUCAUGCACACCUCCGGCAUAACCGACCCCGUCUGGGUGCACAAGCAACCCUUCACCGCCCACCCGCAAUUCCCCCCGCUCACCCAGAACCUCACCACCGACAUCGCCAUCAUCGGCGCGGGCAUCGCCGGCAUCCACACCGCCUACGAACUCAUCCGCCGCGGACAGCACCACGUCACGCUCCUCGAAGCGCGCGACGUGCUGUCCGGCGAGUCCGGCCGCACGAGCGGGCACCUGACCAACGACCUGGAUGAUGGGUACGUGCAGAUUGCGAAGAUGCAUGGGGAGGGUGGUGCAAGGGUGGCGGCGGAGAGCCAUGCGUGGGCGAGGGAGCGGGUCGGGGAGGUGGUGGCGGAGUUGGGGAUCGAGUGUGAGUUUCGGAGGGUGAGGGCGUAUGAUGUGAGUCAGUUUCGGGUGGGGGAGGGGGGGUAUGAGGGGGAGAUGGGGGAGUUGAGGGAGGAGGCGGGGAUGCAGGGGCGGUUGGGGAUUGAGAGUCGGUUUGAUGAGAAUUUGACUGUCCGGGGUUGGACGGGCAAGCCGGACCAGCGCGGCGGAAUGGUCGUCGAAAGCCAGGCCACCUUUCACCCGACACGGUACCUGGCUGGCGUGCUUGCCUGGCUGAAGCAGCAGCCCAACUUCCAGUGCUUCACGCGCACCCGCGUCUCGGGCAUCCACGAGAAGGGUGUGGAGGUGCUCGGCAUGGGUCACAAGUCGGUGACUCUCGAGACCGAGGCAGGCCACACGGUUAAGGCUGAAUACGCCGUCGAGGCAACGUGCAUCCCCUUGCAGAAGCUGUCGAUUGUGGCUGAGCUCGAGUACUUCCGCUCCUACUGCAUCGCCGUGCGGGUGCCCAAGGGGUCCGUUGAGGACUGUCUGCUGUACGACAACGCUGAGGCGUACAAGUACGUCCGGCUGACGGCGUGCGACGACAAGGAUGAUUAUUUGGUUGUGGGAGGGUGUGACCACAAAGUCGGGCAGGAAGAGACGACACCGCGCUUUGAUGAGCUAGAGAAGUGGACUCGCGAGCGGUUUACCCAAGCUGGUACGACAGAUUACCGCUGGAGCGGUCAGAUCUUUGAGCCUGUUGACUACAUGGCAUUUAUCGGCAAGAACCAGGGCAACAACAAGGUCUUCGUCAUCACGGGCGAUUCUGGAGAUGGGCUAACGCAUGGUGUGCUGGCGGGGCGGCUGAUUGCGGACGAGAUCGAGGAAAAGCCGAACGAGUGGGCGUCGCUGUACAGCCCGAAGAGGCUGGGCAGUAUCAUAAAGACGCUUCCGAGUAUGGUAAAACAUGACGUGCAGAUCAACCUGCAGUACAAGCGAUUCCUCCAAACCGAUAUCACGGAUAUCGAGGAGUUGGCGACUGGAUGUGGUGGUGUCUUGAAUUCGGCAACUAGCAAGCCGUUGGCCAUCUACAAGGACGAGAAAGGCAAGGCUCACAAGUACAGCGGCCUGUGUCCUCACAUGAAGGGAGUUGUCUGCUGGAACGACGUGGAAAAGAGUUUUGACUGUCCUGUCCAUGGCAGCCGCUUCUCCAAGGAGGGUAUUUGCGUCAAUGGGCCGGCCAAGAUGAACUUAGCACCGGCUGAUAAGGCGGGGGGCGCGAGCCAGGAGUAUGCUGCUGGGUCCGGUAUGUAG